Molecule: messenger RNA, 5144 nt
Organism: Ochotona princeps (American pika)
Lineage: Eukaryota; Metazoa; Chordata; Mammalia; Lagomorpha; Ochotonidae
Gene: ZNF592
Product: zinc finger protein 592
Exons: 10
Coding region: 563-4408 (1281 amino acids)
Source: RefSeq, a predicted model, not a curated record
GAACCUUGGAUCCAGAAUAUUAUUCUAGAGCACUGUUUUUUAAUCCCAUUCUUGCAACACCCUAAGGUGUGUCAUAAUUAUGCCCUGGGCUGUAGUGGAUGGCUCAACAGCAAAUUGAGGUGGCUCUCUGGGAAGGGGAGGGUGUUGGGAAAUAGGUCUGUGAAAGCUGACCUCCUGGUCUGGAGUUGUGAGUCGGGCAGCCUGGUCCUUGGGAGCACACAGGAUGCUGAGUGCCAGUCCUGGUUCUCAAUGAGUCAGCAAUUGCAGAGCUCCUGUACAGCUGUGCAGCUGUGUGCAUGAGUAUGUGACAGGGGUGGCCUGGCUGGGGUCAGUGAAGCCUGACGCUCAGGUGUGGUCGCCCCCUCUGCCACAGGAGACUGGGCAAGCCAGCGGGAUCCUGUGCCGGAAGAAACAAGGUUAAUGGGAAAAGUAACCAGGUGGUGCGUGGGCUCUAGACCAUGUGCCUGGGCAGUUUUUGUUUUCUCCGCAGCUCUGCUCCACCAGCCACGCUCACCACACCCUUGUUUUGAGCACCUUACCAAGUCCUUGCCGGUGUCCAGCCAUGGGGGAUAUGAAAACCCCAGAUUUUGAUGAUCUCUUGGCUGCCUUUGACAUCCCAGACCCCACCAGCCUUGAUGCCAAGGAGGCCAUCCAGACACCCAGCGAGGAGCAUGAGAGCUCUCUUAAAGCCCCAGGCAUGUGUAUGGAUGAGAACGUGUCCUUGUCCCACUCAGGAUCUGCCCCUGAUGUACCUGCGGUGAGUGUCAUUGUCAAGAACACCAGCCGCCAGGAGUCGUUUGAAGCAGAGAAAGAUUCCAUUGCCCCCAGCCUCCUGCACAAUGGGUUCCGGGGCUCGGAUCUGCCUACCGACCCCCACAACUGCGGCAAGUUUGAUUCUACUUUCAUGAAUGGAGGUAGUGUCAGGAGCUUCGCUGGCAAGCUGGAGCCCCCCAAGUCAGAGCCAUUACCCACCUUCAACCAGUUUAGUCCAAUCUCCAGCCCAGAGCCUGAGGAUCCCAUCAAAGAUAACGGGUUUGGGACCAAGGCCAAGCACUCGGACAGUUACUUCUCACCUCCUCUUGGGUGCGGGACUGUGGGGGGCCCAGUCCUGGAGGCUCUGGGCAAAUUUCCAGUUCCAGAGCUGCACAUGUUUGAUCACCUUUGUAAGAAAGAACCCAAGCCAGAACCCCUAUCCUUGGGACCCCAGCAGGAGCAGGGACGAAGUGGACAGAAAGCAGUGGAGCCCCUCAAAGAGCUGGAUGCCCACCGAUUCUUUGGCGAAGCUUUGGAGUUCAACAGCCACAGUAGCAACAGCCUUGCAGAGCCCAGGAAGCUGGCCUCGGACCUUGGUGCCUGCUCCUCUGUCCCGCCCAGGCAGCGUCUCAAGCCAGCCCAUUCCAAGCUGUCUUCUUGUGUUGCAGCCUUGGUGGCCCUGCAGGCCAAAAGAGUGGCCAGUGUCCCCAAGGAGGGUCUGCCAGGCACCACCAAGGAUUCCUCAGGUCCUGCUAAAGAGUGUCCUAAAAGCAGCCCCAAAAUGCCCAAGUCACCAAAGAGCCCCCGAAGCCCUCUGGAGGCCACUAGGAAAAGUGUCAAGCCAUCAGACAGCCCUCGGAGCAUUUGCAGCGACAGCAGCAGCAAAGGCUCCCCCUCAGUGGCUGCCAGCUCCCCACCAGCAAUUCCCAAAGUCAGGAUCAAAACCAUUAAGACAUCCUCGGGGGAAAUCAAACGGACCGUCACGAGGAUCCUUCCAGACCCUGAUGAUCCAAGUAAGUCCCCCGUGGGGUCACCUCUAGGGACCCCUGUUGCUGAGGCCCCGAGCGAGGUGCCAGGGGAUGAAGUUGUGGCCCUGCCUAUGGAGGAGCACUUGGCUGAGGCCGGCACAGAUUCAGGGAGCCCCCAAGGGGACAGAAAUGGGGACGAAAGCACGACAAAGGCCAGUGAUUCUUCAUCUCCCUGUUCUGGGGCCCGGGUCCCUAAGGGAGCUGCCCCGGGCUCACAGUCAGGCAAGAAUCAACAGAACACAGUGCUGCAGGUGUCAGCCCUGGCCCCAGCCAGCCUGCUACCCAAAGCCGUGCACCUGGCCAACCUGAACCUGGUCCCCCACAGCGUGGCUGCGUCUGUGACGGCCAAGUCCUCAGCGCAGAGACGGAACCAGCCCACACAGAUGUCGGUGCCUCUGGUCCACCAGGUGAAAAAGGCUGCCCCGUUCAUUGUGGAGGUCUUCAACAGGGUCCUCCACAGCUCCAAUCCCGUGCCCCUCUACGCGCCCAAUCUCAGCCCGCCUGCAGAGAGCAGGAUCCACGUGCCGGCCAGUGGGUACUGCUGCCUUGAGUGCGGGGAUGCAUUUGCCUUAGAGAAGAGCCUGAGCCAGCAUUAUGGCCGGCGGAGUGUCCACAUCGAGGUGCUGUGCACGCUGUGCUCCAAGACGCUGCUCUUCUUCAACAAGUGCAGUCUGCUACGGCACGCCCGUGACCACAAGAGCAAAGGACUGGUCAUGCAGUGCUCUCAGCUGCUCGUGAAGCCUAUCUCCGCGGACCAAAUGUUUGUGCCGCUCCCUGCAAACUCCAUCACACCAGCAGCCCUGGCCCCCACCACGGCCCCGGCCCCAGUCCCAGUCCCUCCCACCUCCCCCAAGCCUGGUCCCACUUCCGGCAGUGCCAGCCCAUCUCCUCCAGCCUUGCCACUCUACCCAGACCCCGUGAGGCUCAUCCGGUACGGAAGCAAGUGUCCCGAGUGUCACAAGCAGAUGCGAGACUACAUGGUCUUGGCUGCGCAUUUCCAGAGGACAGAAGAAACCGAGGGGCUGACUUGCCAGGUAUGCCAGAUGCUGCUGCCCAACCAGUGCAGUUUCUGUGCCCACCAGCGGAUUCAUGCACACAAGUCCCCCUACUGCUGCCCGGAGUGUGGGGUCCUCUGUCGCUCUGCAUACUUCCAGACCCACGUAAAGGAGAAUUGCCUGCACUAUGCCCGCAAGGUGGGCUACAGGUGCAUCCACUGUGGUGUCGUCCACCUGACCCUGUCCUUGCUGAAGAGUCACAUCCAGGAGCACCACUGCCAGAUCUUCCACAAAUGUGCAUUUUGUCCCAUGGCCUUCAAGACUGCCAGCAGCACUGCAGAGCACUGCACCUCCCAGCACUCCAGCCAGCCCCACAAGCCCUCCCAGCUCAUUUAUAAGUGCUCCUGCGAAACGGUCUUCAACAAGAAGAGACACAUGCAGCAGCAUUUCUACCAGGACGUCAGGGAGGCCCAGGCGAGCGUCUUCAAGUGCCCUGAGUGCCCACUUCUGUUCCCACAGAAGCCGGAGUUGAUGCAGCACGUCCAGAGCACCCACGGUGUCCCCCGGAAUGUGGACGAGCUGUCGAGCCUCCAGUCUUCAGCAGACACAUCCUCGAGCCGCUCCAGUUCUCGAGCCCCCACCGAGUCCCCAGCUGCUAGCGUGGCUGCCAGGGGCAACUCCUUGGCCCCAGGCCGUUGGGGCAAGCCUGACAGCCAUCGCAGGGUGGACGCCAGACCCCGGCUAAGGAGCACUGGCUGGACCUGCCAAGAGUGCCAGGAGUGGGUUCCCGACCGGGAGAGCUACAUUUCCCACAUGAAAAAGAGCCACGACCGGACAAUGAAGCGGUACCCGUGUCGGCAAUGUGAGCAGUCUUUCCACACCCCCAACAGCCUGCGCAAACAUAUCCGCAAUAGCCACGACACUGUGAAGAAGGUCUAUAUGUGUGGGUUCUGCGGUGAGGACAGCCCCAGCUUUCCCCGCCCCUCGUUGCUGGAGAGCCACAUCAGCCUUAUGCACGGUAUCCGAAACCCUGAUUUGAGCCAGACAUCCCACGUCAGACCAGUGGGUGGACGUUCCUCUCAGGUGAACCAUCUAAAAAGGCCGCUCAGCGGAGCCGGGGACACUGCAGGCACUAGCAAUGGCAUAACUGUCUAUGCCACCAAAAGGCCCAAGUCCCUUUUCCAGUGUGCAAAAUGUAGCUUUGCCACAGACUCGGGGCUCGAGUUCCAGAGCCACAUACCUCAGCACCAGGUGGACAGCUCCACAGCCCAGUGUCUCCUCUGUGGCUUGUGCUACACCUCCACCAGCUCCCUCAGCCGCCACCUCUUCAUCGUCCACAAGGUGAGAGACCAGGAGGAGGAGGAGGCAGAGGAGGCCACAGCGGCUGUGCCAGCGACAGUGGAGGUGAAGAUGGAGACCUCGGAGGAGGCCGAAGAGGGCUCCGGGGAGGAGGCACCUGGGGAGACGAGAGAGAACGGACUGGAGCCGGGUGCUGGUGAUCCUUUGUUGGUCAACAUGGAAGCAAGGAGAGCCCUGGGCCUGGCCCUGCAGGAAGACGCUGCCCAAGACACUCAGGGCCAACGCACAGCCUCUCAGGACCAGGCCAGCCCAGCACCCUCUCCUCAGGUGUGACCGCAGGCUGUGCAGUGUGGACGGCUCUGGCCCUGUGUGUGUGUGCUGCAGGUGCUGGGGGUCUCCAGCCCCACCAGACGGGGUGCUGCUGGGGGCCCUCUUGGCUCUGAACUUGCUUCGGUUAUUUAUGGCUUUGUGCUGCUUCUUGGAGUCCGACUCUUGUCUGUGUCCUUCCAGCCCCAGGCUGCUUACGGGGCCUGCCCCAGUGCUGUCCACCUGGCUGGAGACGCUCCAUCUCUGUGCUCUUUGCAGGAGUGCCCUGCCUGCUGUCUUCAGCCAGGUGACCCCUCAGAGCUCUCCUUCUACCACCUCCCCCAAGCAGGGACUGAGGGCUGCUGCCACAGGCUCUCUGGGAUAACUCUGCCAGCCUGGCUUGGGCGGGGGAGGGGGGUCCUUGGUCUUCCUGCCCUUCCUUCCUGUCUUCUGAUCCUUUUCUCUACAAGUAGCCCUGAGAACACAUUGUCCCAUGGCGCAUCAUGUCUUGAGGGGAAAGAAACUUGGUUCAGCCUGUCUGUUUGGGAUUGGGAGCACAGGCGGCGUGGCCAUGGCAGGUGCUGGGGGUGGGCCUUGUUCCGCUGCUGUUUGGCCUUUCCCUGGUGAGUGGGGUUGGAGCACACGGACCAUGGCUCCUGUGCCAUUAGAAGAGCUGCUGCCCCAAGCAGGUCAGCCCCUCAUCCUCUUGGCUACACUCAUGUUGCUCAGACUACAUUUCAAAUAAAAAUGUCUUCUUACCAUG